Molecule: messenger RNA, 531 nt
Organism: Rhagoletis pomonella (apple maggot)
Lineage: Eukaryota; Metazoa; Arthropoda; Insecta; Diptera; Tephritidae
Exons: 1
Coding region: 84-494 (136 amino acids)
Source: RefSeq, a predicted model, not a curated record
AAUUUUUAGUUACAUCUCUAUAUAAUUAAACGAGCGAUAUGUAAAUUAAAUUUCUCUUUAACUUUUUUAUAGGAAUUACAAAUAUGAAAUUGGUUUUAACGCCUGAAGUAGAUAUGUUGACCGUGUCAAAAAGCUCUAUAAACCAGAGAAAACUCAUCUUGAACUUUGCGCCCAGAAUUGGUUUGACAAUGGUAAACUAUACUAAGUUGGAAAACAUCGAUUUUUUUUACCUAGAAUGCCAAAAUUUUCGAGACUAUAAUCGUGAUCCAUACGACAAACUCUCAAAACCUGAGGUAUUUAAGAAGCACUAUGGGAAAUGUGAACGAAAGCAAAUUGAUAGAAACUCUAUUUUAUUAAGUUUGCCGGUUACAUCGGUUCAAGAGAAACAGCCAGUAGUGUAUCCUAUAAAAUAUGGAGGCGACUUACAUUUAGAAGAAAAAAUUCGGUUGGGUGGACAAUAUGACCCCAAAUCUUGCAUAAAAUAUAAACGUUGACACUGUAGCCAAAUAAAAUAUAUUUGAAUGCCUAUAU